This is a messenger RNA of Cavia porcellus (domestic guinea pig), 5870 nucleotides long. RefSeq names its product kelch like family member 36 (gene Klhl36). The transcript is spliced from 5 exons. Lineage: Eukaryota; Metazoa; Chordata; Mammalia; Rodentia; Caviidae. Gene Ontology annotation, molecular function: cullin family protein binding. The record is from RefSeq and is a predicted model, not a curated record. The coding region runs from base 263 to 2110 and encodes 615 amino acids.
UGCCGUCCCGCCGCCCGCGCCAUAGCGCCCACCGCAGGCGGCGACGCGCGCCGUGCCGGGACCGGGCGGGGGCCGCGGGGGGCGGUCACCGCGUCGCUUUGGGGGCCGGGAGGGCCUCAGCGUUAAAAGAGUUCUUUCCAGUGCUCUCUCCUCUUGCGCUGUGCGAGUGGCUUUUCUCCGCCUGCGCCCUGCCUGCCAGCAGGACCCUGGGUACACACUCAGGACGACGCCCGUUCUGUUCCAGGGUGCAAUCUUUUCUGCGAUGGAGGGAAGCAGACAGACGCGAGUGUCCCGGCCCUACAAGAUCAGCGAGUCAUCAAAGGUGUACCGCUGUGCCGACCACCCCACCACGGUGCUGCAGCGGCUGAACGAGCAGCGGCUGCGCGGCCUCUUCUGUGACGUGGUGCUGGUGGCCGAGGAGCAGCGCCUGCCCGCGCACCGCAACCUGCUGGCCGUGUGCAGCGACUACUUCAACUCCAUGUUCACGCUGGGCAUGCGCGAGGCCUUCGAGAAGGAGGUGGUGCUGGUGGGCGCCUCGCCCAUCGGGCUGAGGGCCGUGCUGGACUUCCUGUACGGCGGCGAGCUGGCGCUGGACGGCGGGAAUAUCGACCACGUGCUGGAGACGGCGCACCUGCUGCAGCUCUGGACGGCGGUGGACUUCUGCUGUGAGUACCUGGAGCAGGAGGUGAGCGAGGACAACUACCUCUACCUGCAGGAGCUGGCCUCCAUCUACAGCCUGCGGCGGCUGGACGCCUUCGUGGACAGCUUCGUGCUGGGCCGCUUCGGCACGCUGUCCUUCACGCCGGCCUUCCUGCAGAGCGUGUCGGUGCAGAAGCUGUGCCUGUACCUGAGCAGCAGCCGGGUGCAGCGCGAGUGCGAGCACGACCUGCUGCAGGCGGCCCUGCAGUGGCUGACGCAGCAGCCCGAGCGCGAGGAGCACGCCCGCCGCGUGCUGGAGAACGUGCGCUUCCCGCUCAUCCCCAAGAGCGACCUGCUGCACCGCGUCAAGCCGGCCGUGUGCGCGCUGCUGCCCCGCGAGGCCGGCUGCGAGGACUUCAUCGAGGAGGCCGUGCGCUACCACAGCAGCCUGGCGGCGCAGCCCGUGCUGCAGACGGCGCGCACCGCGCUUCGGGCCGAGGGCGAGCGCCUGCUCUUCGUGGGCGGCGAGGUGUCCGAGCGCUGUCUGGAGCUCAGCGACGACACCUGCUACCUGGACACCGAGAGCCAGCAGUGGGUCAAGGAGACGCCCUUGCCGGCGCGGCGGAGCCACCACUGCGUGGCCGUGCUGGGCGGCUUCAUCUUCAUCGCGGGCGGCAGCUUCUCGCGGGACAACGGAGGGGACGCCGCCUCCAACCUGCUCUAUAGGUAUGACCCCCGCUGUAAACAGUGGAUCAAGGUGGCCUCCAUGAACCAGCGCCGUGUGGAUUUCUACCUGGCCUCCAUCGAAGACAAGCUGGUGGCCGUCGGCGGCCGGAACGAAAACGGGGCGCUGUCCUCUGUGGAGACCUACAGCCCCAAGAGCGACUCCUGGUCCUACGUGGCUGGCCUGCCGAGGUUCACCUAUGGCCACGCGGGCACCAUCUACCAAGACUUCGUGUACAUCUCGGGGGGCCACGACUAUCAGAUCGGCCCUUACCGCAGGAACCUGCUGUGCUACGACCACCGCACGGACGUGUGGGAGGAGCGGCGGCCCAUGACCACGGCGCGCGGCUGGCACAGCAUGUGCAGCCUGGGCGACAGCAUCUACUCCAUCGGCGGCAGCGACGACCACGUGGAGUCCAUGGAGCGCUUCGACGUGCUGGGCGUGGAGGCCUACAGCCCGCAGUGCAACCAGUGGACGCGCGUGGCGCCGCUGCUGCAGGCCAACAGCGAGUCGGGCGUGGCCGUGUGGCAGGGCCGCAUCUACAUCCUGGGCGGCUACAGCUGGGAGAGCACGGCUUUCUCCAGGGCUGUGCAGGUGUACGACCGCGAGGCCGACAAGUGGAGCCGCGGGCCCGACCUGCCCAAGGCCAUCGCCGGCGUGUCGGCCUGUGUGUGCGCCCUCAGGCCGCAGCUGGAGGACAAGAAGCGGAAGGGGAAGGGCAGGCGGCCCCAGGACCGGGGCCAGUGAGCCGCGGCUGCCCCACCUACCAUGGGGCGGCGUCCCCAGAGCAGAGCCGGCAGCCCUGCGCCCGUCCCAGCAGCUCCUGCCCCGGUGCCUCUGCUGCCUGUGACCCCACAGCCACGGGUCACGGAGGCUCGGCCUGCACAGGGUCCUGGGGACAGUCACGGGGCGCAGAGUAGGCACGGUGCCCCUGGGCCCUGCCUUUCUCCAGGACAGCCGCACCAGGCUUCCCCCAGCACAACUCGCACGGGGAACCCUGCGGGACGUCACAUUCUUCCAGCUUUGGGAAGUGUAGGUGUUCUGGACCCGCCUCAGAAUUGUCACACCAAAACCCUGGGGAAGGAGGCGGGCGGGCGUGGUGCCCGGCCUGUAAUCCCAGCGCUGGGAGGCUGAGGCAGGAGGAUGCCCAGGAGGGGAGCUGCAGCAAGUGCCCAGCAGCCGGAGUUCCAUGGCGAGACCCCGCCUGGAGCCCCUGUGGGAGGUACCCAGGGCCACCGGGGAGGCCCAGGCCGUCUCCGCCAGGGCCACGUGCAGGAGUCAUUGACAAGGCUGGGACUGAGGACAGGCCGCAAGGACUCCCCAGGGAGCCGCACCUGUCGCCCUGAGCACCCCGCCUUUCCUGGUUGGGGAUCUCCCGAGUUCUAAGAGUGCGGGCACCCAGGAAAGGCAGGAAGGGACCGGAAGCUCGUGAACGUGGUUCUGCAGUGGUCUGUCUGCCCGCCCCUGCCGUGCUCGGCAGGGUACGGAGCUCCCAGAUCUGCGCCUACUGCCCAGGAGCGGAGGGAGGGCGUGCAUGGCCGCCCUUGGCUGCAGGGCCAGGCUGGCACCUGCGGGCGACCUGGCCCCGUGCCUGCAGCUGAGACGUUCUCAGCAAGCCUUCCUCUGUCCCCAUUCCCCGAGCGACAGUCGGGGGAGGUGACCUUCAGCGUCAGCCGUGGACACUCGUCCAGCUCCACUGCAGAUAUGGGGCUCUGCUGCUUCCAGAGCGGACCUCACCACCCACUGCCCUCCGACAGCAGCGACUGCGGCGCCCCAGCAGGAUGGCGGCAGCGGCCUGUCCUUUUCGGAGAUCUGGUUGCAGGGGAUGUGGAGAUUGCGUGGUGGAGUCCGGAGGAGCAAAGCCAUCUUCGUGCCCUGCCUCUCUCCCUGCCCAGCCCCCGGCCCGAGCUGCAGGCGCUGGGCUCUGCGGGCACCGAGGUUGGGUGUAUUAGAGGCCCUGAGAGGACCGCGUGUACCGCGAGCCGAGGCCCAGCUUCCCAGACUCCGUGAGCCUGGCUCGCCCCGUCCCAUCCCUGGCCCAGAGCCCCGGAGAGGCGGCUGGCAGAGCUGCGGCUGCCUGAAGGCCGGCGAGGGCACGACGUGGCCAAGUGUGACGUCUUCGCCUCAGACCGCAGCCGGCCUCAGCCUGGACAUCGCACACACCGGUGGCCUGGGCCUCCGAGACACUGCAUUUUAGCUGAAGCCAGCUCCCCCCAUUUUUGCUGCUGGGGCUCACCCAGGACAGGGCUUGCCGGGACUACUCUGGCCUCACCCUCUUUCCGGGUGCCUCGCAGGACCCACGGGGCUCCCUGCAGCGUCGUCCCUUGUGGCCCCUCUCCCCUGGUGUCGGUGCAGUUUGCCAUGUUGGCCUGGACCUAGUGGCGCUGGGGCUGAGCGCCCUUCCAGGGAGAGCACGGACAUGGGAGUGGUGGCUCGGGUGCUAGUGACAGCUGGGAGCUUCCAGGCCUGGGGGGUUCCUGGAUCAGCUCCUUCCUUGGCUUUGAGGCUGGAAAUUCACUGUCCUGAGUGGGCCGGAUGGGUGGAGGGCUGGGCAGGGCGAUGGCAUGGUGGGACGGUGGAAGCUGGUGAACCCGAGUGUGUGGCAGCAAACAACAGUCUGCCAAAAUACCACGUCCGCCGUUAAACUGUCCAUAAUUCCGGCAGUCGGGAGGCUGAGGCAGGGGAUCACUGCAGUGGGAGGGCUCCAUAGUGGGUUCAAGACCAGCCCGAACUACACAGUGAGACCCUGUGUCACCCAGAAAAAACAUCAGCCCUCUGUGCGCUGGGCUUUUUGGAGUUUUAACACCUGGAUUGCUUUUCCUUGGUCUUUCAAAAUCAGGAUGGGUUUUGUUCAGGUUCUGACUUUCUGUUUUUGAAAGAGUUACAGCUCUAUAUUAGCUUUGGUCCUCAUCUAAGUUGGAACCGGGGCGUAAGACAGGACAGAAAGCCGAGGAGCGCUCUUUACCGCGGGGGUCUUUGUGCUAAAAUUAGUAUCAGUCGGCUCAGUGUGGAGCACGUGCCCGUGAUCCCAGGUACCUAGGCGGCUGAGGCAGGAAACUGUGCUUGAGCCCGGGAGCUAGGGGUCAGCCAGGGCAACAUAGCAGGAGCCCUCCCCAAAAAGGAGCCUGGGCGUGCGGUGCUAAUGUUCUGCUGUUUCCCUGAGGCGCCCAGCAGGCCAGUGAGACCUGGACUGGCCAGAGCACAGGGCUGUGUUUGUAUUCCGAUCCCCUCCGGCCUCCCCUGAACGGUUCAGUGACCCUGCAGGACUCUGCAGGACUCCAGAAGCUCGGAGUUUGGUGGGAAGGCAAAGCCAGGGGCGGGUGGCGCCCAUCCUCUGAGACCAGGACCCUGGUGGGGUCGGGGGAGUCCUGGACACUGCCAGCUGUGGGGCAGUGGCUGGCACCUGGCCCCAGCCUAAUUUUUUGCAGUUUACCUGGGGCAGCCACACAGGUGCCUGGACACCGGCCCUGGAACUGGCUGUUUUUAGAGGCUUUCGGAACUGUUUUGAUACUUUUGAUACAAUUUGCUAACCCCCAUUUUGUAGGCCUCCUGCCAGGCAUCCCCCUCACCCUUAGCUGCACCCCUGGGACUGGCUGGGUGAGCAGUGUCCUUGGUCAGGCCCAGGACUGCUGCGUGGCUUUGACUUUGGUGACCUCACCGGUCUCCAUUCUUGCGCUGGGGCAUUGUCCUAGGCCGGACAGACCGGAGGACAUGGGCCACCCCAAGCAUCUGCAUUUCCUCCUGUACCUGGCCUCAUCGCUGCACGGCCUGGGGAACACCACAGGCUGGCCACCUGUCACCCAUCUCUUGUGGGUCGUUCCUCCAUCUGGCGUCAGGCGUUACGUGGGCGCACACACACCUGGCACCUGGGAGAGCCUGUCCCCCCUGGGCAGGCUGUGGUUUCUCACUUACGUGGAUAGAACGGAUGGACCCUGAGGGGCUACAGCUGUCAAGAAGCUGUCCUUUGCUUCCUUAGAAGAACUGAGCUGGGUGUGGUGGCACACGCCUGUCACCCCAGCACUCGGGCCUGAGGCAGGAGGAUCCUUGUGAGUUUGAGACCAGCCUGGUCUACAAGGGAGCUCAAGGCCAGCCUGGACUGCAUGGUGAGACCCUGUCUCAAAAAGACAAAACAAACAAAUUGAAUGUAUGCAUUUCGGUAGUGGAUGGACAGGCCACGCCCCUCCCUGUCAGUUUUCUUUAAGGGAAGGAAGCAGCCUGCAGGGUGGCAGGAACAGGGCCCAGGAUUCCCACAGGGCGCGGAGGGAAGGAGGGGAGGUCCUCUUUGCAAAUUAGUUGCCAGGAGUUACUCAGUAGUUACAUUCGGCUACUAAUGUCACCCAGCCUGUAAUUUGGGUUUAUCAUUUGUUGCUUUUUGUAUUUGCAAUUUUAUGACAUUCAAGGUUUCUGUUUUUCUCAGUUCUCUGCACAGUGCUUUUUUUUUUCUUUGUUUUUAUUUCCAUACAGAGUAUUCAGUUCUUGCAAGCACAUUAAAGCAGUUUGCCUGCUA